Molecule: messenger RNA, 2553 nt
Organism: Thamnophis elegans (Western terrestrial garter snake)
Lineage: Eukaryota; Metazoa; Chordata; Lepidosauria; Squamata; Natricidae
Gene: STX4
Product: syntaxin 4
Exons: 11
Coding region: 350-1252 (300 amino acids)
Biological process (GO): vesicle fusion; exocytosis; intracellular protein transport
Cellular component (GO): endomembrane system; plasma membrane; SNARE complex
Molecular function (GO): SNAP receptor activity; SNARE binding
Source: RefSeq, a predicted model, not a curated record
UACAUUCAUUAUUGGGUUCUGAUAUAUUUCCGGUUUGGUUGUUUCGGUUUCUCUAUUGGCUGUUGGGGCGGGGGAAAGAAUCAGGAAAAGGGGUUCCUCGGAAGGUAGGAGGGCGCAGGUGCGCACGCGCAGAGCUAGACGGCGUGUGCUACUAAAGUUAUUCUCAGGCCGAGGCGGGGGAUUUCUGCCCUCAAGCUAUCGAGUUGCCAAGGAAGGAGGAGCCGGCUAAGAACUUGCGAGCUUUUCUUGCGCCUGCGCUGUGGGUUACCCUCCGUUCUCUUCCCUCCCCCCCCACACCCUUUCCGCCGGUUCAUCUGCGAGGUGCGAAAAAUAAAAUAGAAACAAAGCUAUGAGAGACCGAACGCUGGAGCUGAGAGAGAAAGAUGAUGAGUCGGACAAUGAAGAUGUUGAAAGCGUGGCUCUUGUCCCACGGCGUGGAUUAGCAAAAUCCAAUAACUUCCCUGACCCUACUGAUGGAUUCUUCCAAAUGACACGUGAGAUCCGUGAAUCCUUGAAGGUCCUGGAACACAAAGUGAAGGACCUAGAGAAAAAUCAGACUACAGUCCUGGCUUCACCAAUCCCUGAUGACAAUGCGAAGCAAGGCCUACAAAAGCUACGUGAGGAAAUCAAGGAGUUGGCAAAAGACACAAGAGCCCAGCUGAAGAAAAUUGAGCCCACCAAGGAAGAACAAGAUGAGAACAGAAAUUCGUUCAACAACCGAAUGAAGAGAAAUCAGCAUGGAAUCCUUUCACAACAAUUCUUGGAUCUCAUCAAUAAAUGCAACUCUAUACAGUCUGAUUACCGAGACAGAAAUCUGGAGCGCAUCAAACGACAUAUACAGAUUACUGGUGGCCCGAUGGUAUCUGAUGACAAGCUGGAUGAGAUGCUGGAGAGCGGUCAGACAGAAAUGUUUAUUUCAAAUCUCACGAAGGACACACAAGUGACAAAGCAGGCUCUCAAUGAGAUCGAAACCAGGCACAGUGAAAUCCUGAAAUUGGAACGCAGUAUCCAGGAGCUACAUGAUCUGUUUAUGUUCCUGGCUACAGAAGUGGAGCUGCAAGGAGACGCAAUUGACCGGAUAGAGAAGAACAUUCUAGACUCUGGGGAUUACGUCAAGAAAGGGCAACUGCACCUUCACCAAGCCCAGGAGAAUCAGAAAAAAGCUCUCAAGAAGAAGUUCAUGAUUGGUAUCUGCUUGACCAUCACAGCAUUCAUCAUUAUUCUCAUCAUCAUCCUGAGUAUUACGCUUUAGAAGGCCUUCCCCUCCCCUUGUGUCUCCCUUCAUGCUGCAUGAUCAAAGCCUGAUGGAUUUCCCUUGGGUUGCAUCUCUUAUCCUGGAACUGUUCCCCUUUCACUGGGGAGGCCUUUGCACUACAGAUGACUGGUCGGGCACCUUCAGCCCCUCCAUUCCUGGAAGCACAUGCUGCCUAUACCUAGAAACCUUCCCUAUGUUCAAAACCAUGUCCAGGUGCCUAUAACGGUCAUAAUCUAGAAGACGGUCUCUGCUGCUUUAGUUUUGACCUUUGGAUUAUUUUUGUAAAGUUUUCCUCAAUGGAUACUGCUGUCCUGAGUCAGCAACUGUGAUCAGUCACUUCCAUGAAAGAAUCUUCAACGAAAGAACCAUUUUGUUGUUGUUGUUGUUGUUGUUUAUUCUUGUAAAAACAUAGCAAAGCAACACCACGAGCAACCCUAGUUUUCCUUUAUUGAUCAUGGCAUUUUUGCCCCCUCUAGUUCUCUCCCAAAUCCUGCUUCAGCACCUUCCUCAACUUAUCAUAGUUUGUGCCAUGUCACUUUAAAAAAAUAGGUUCCUCCCCUUCCAAAAUAUUCUGUGUUUACCAGAGAGCAACAGAAGAUAAGAAUAUUCUGCUCAGGUUGGGGCAGAUCUUGAUCCUUCACAUCCUAUGCUCAACCAUGCAUGGGGAAAUCUACUCUUCACCCUGAGCUGAUCUGUUGGAUUUUUCUCCUUAUCUUAGAGACACAACCUAGUAUAACAAAGGAUGAAAGAUAAACACAUUCUGGUCCAUUUUGGGCUGAAAUAUUGGGGUUUCCAAGCUUUUUUUAAAGAGCUCUUGCUGUGUCUUUUCUCCACCUACGUGCCUUAGGAAUUGUGUGCCCAACACUUGGUCGUGACUACAGAUUACUUCAUUCUCUCCCUUUGAUCUUUUGAUCCUGAUUAAUAUCCCAGUGCCAACUUUAAAAGGAUUGAGAGUGAACUAUACAAACUUUGUCCCUUGUGGGAUUUGCACAGAGACCAAAAUACAGCAUAAAUAUCAUGUUCAGAGGACCAGGUUAAAUCAAGGUCCCAAACAGUCUAGCAAGUCGAGUCAUCUGGUGUGUUUUUCCAUGCAAGUCCAGCUAAAUUAUUUUGGGAAAUCAUGAUGCAAGUGGAAAUUAGGAUCUCCUGGUCCUGUUUUUAAAAAUCCAGUACUUUUGUAUUUUGAAAAAAAUAAUCAGAGAAUUAAGCUUCCCCACCCCAAUUGCUUUAAGUCUCAAUGUAUUCAAAAUCAAACUGACUAUAUUUUGUAAUAUAAAAUAAAAGCACUUUUAAAAACA